AUGAGACUCGCGGCUGUGCUGGACGACAAUGAUGAGCUUGCCAACGAUGAUGACCUUGAUGACGAUUAUCUGUCUGAUUCUGAUGCAUUGCUCAUGGCAGCUGAAUAUAUAUAUCAGCUCACGUUCCCGCUAUUCAAACAAAACUUACUUGGGCCGCUAGCGAUGGUUUCUCCUAUACCGAACAACUUGCAUCAUGAUCAACAGGACGGAAAUUCGAAGUCUAUGGGAGCUCAGAUACUCUAUAGCGCAUAUCAUAUUUUAUUUGGCGUGCAGAUGUCUAUUCUGGGACCACGCCUCAUCCUUAGCGUUCGAGAACAUCACGCUGAGCUUGUAGCCGACUUCGACGACGAAACUGGCAUGAGUUCGAUUGUCUUCCAGGAGCGUGUACAUGUACCAACUAGCAGUACUGUGUAG
Molecule: messenger RNA, 414 nt
Organism: Suillus plorans
Lineage: Eukaryota; Fungi; Basidiomycota; Agaricomycetes; Boletales; Suillaceae
Exons: 2
Coding region: 1-414 (137 amino acids)
Source: RefSeq, a predicted model, not a curated record